AUGAUUAUGGUUAAACUUAUAUUGCAACAGCGCGGCUGCGUCGCGAAUGGACGUUGCGAGGCCUAUUCGAACGGCGGAGUGCCACACUGCGUUGGUGAUGGGCGUAGCGAAGCCGAUUCAAACGGCGAAGUGCCACUCUGCGGUGGCGAUGGACGUGGUGAGGCCGAUUCAAACGGCAAAGUGCCACACUGCGGUGGCGAUGGACGUGGCGAGGCCUAUUCAAACGGCGGAGUGCCACACUGCGGUGGUGAUGGGCGUAGCGAGGCCGAUUCAAACGGUGGAGUGCCACUUUGCGGUGGCGAUGGACGUGGCGAGGCCGAUUAUGACGGCGAGGAGACGCACUGA
This is a messenger RNA of Armigeres subalbatus, 345 nucleotides long. RefSeq lists its product as uncharacterized. The transcript is spliced from 2 exons. Bases 1 to 345 code for a protein of 114 amino acids. The record is from RefSeq and is a predicted model, not a curated record. NCBI's taxonomy places the organism in Eukaryota, Metazoa, Arthropoda, Insecta, Diptera, Culicidae.